CAGUUUUUUUUGUUGGUCCAAUUGGAUUACAAUACCCGAACACGUGGAACGGGUUUGACCCGUUGCGGUUUAAAUUUUAGAACCGUCCAGUGAAUAUUCUGACAGCAGUAUUUAAAACAGUGAAACCAUCUAAGCAUUCCGAUUCUUUUGGACUUUAAGAACAUUAGUGAAAACGGAUUGUUUUUUCGAUUGUGGUUUUGUUUUAUAUUUCCGAGAAGAAUAAUCGUAUUGGAACACCGCAGCAUGGAAAAUUCGUUCACUUCCGAUCGGAUCGGGACGGUGCGGCGCGAGACGGCCGCCCUGGUGGCCGUCUUCUCCCCGCUAACGAUGGCCAUGCUGCUGCUGCUGGCGCUUGUGCUCGUGGUGUUUAAGGCGCGCCGGGCCAAGAUGGUGAAGCUGAUCGAUCAAAUACCGGGCCCGGUGUGCAUGCCGCUCGUUGGCAACGGGCUGCAAAUAAACGUCGGCUGCAAGGACGAACUGUUCGAUCGCAUUAUCGCGUCGAGAAAGAUGUUUGGCCGGCGACAGGGCAUCAGCCGCGUGUGGAACGGUCCCAUACCGUACGUGCUCAUUUCCAAAGCUUCUGCGGUCGAGCCCAUACUAAGCAAUCCGAAGCUGGUGGAGAAGAGCAACGACUACGAGUACAUGAAGGCCUGGCUGGGCAAUGGUUUGCUCACCUCGCCCGGCUACAUCUGGCAUCCGCGCCGCAAAUCGCUCACGCCCGCGUUCCACUUCAAGAUACUGUCGGACUUUGUGACGAUCUUUCAGAACCAGGCGGACGUGCUGAUCGACAAGCUGGCGGAGCACACGGUACAAGGGGAACCGUUCAACAUAGUGCCGUACGUGACGCUCUGUGCGCUGGACAUUUUCUGCGAAACUGCCAUGGGAUGUCCGGUGUAUGCGCAAAAGAACUCCAACUCCGAAUACGUCCGUGCACACAAACAAAUCGGCAAGGUGAUACGCAACCGGCUGCAGAAGAUAUGGCUCCAUCCGGACUUUGUCUUCAAGCGCACGAAAGAGUUCCAGAAGCACCAGGAAUGCCUCAAGGUGCUGCACAACUUCUCCGACCGCGUCGUGCGCGAACGGAAGGAGGAGUUGCGCAAGCGCAAGGAACAGCUAGACCAGAACAACAACAACGGCAAUGGAGAGAGCGACUACAGCGUGCUGGAGGAUGGCAUCUACCGCAAGAAGCAGCUCGCUUUUCUGGACCUGCUGCUCGAGGGUUCCGGCCUGUCGGACCUCGCCAUCCGGGAGGAGGUGGAUACGUUCAUCAUCGGCGGCCACGACACGACGGCCGCCGCCAUGGCCUGGAUACUGUACCUGCUGGGCGCUGCGCCCGACAUACAGGAGCGCGUCAUCCAGGAGAUCGACGCGGUGAUGGGCAAGGAUCGGGACCGUCGCCCAACGAUGGCGGAGCUGAACGAGAUGCGCUACCUGGAGUGUUGCAUCAAGGAGGGCCUACGGCUGUACCCCAGCAUACCAGUGAUUGGCCGGCGGCUGACGGAGGACGUGCGGGUCGACAACUACACCAUACCGGCGGGCACGACCGCCAUGAUCGUGGUGUACGAGCUGCACCGCGACACGUCCGUGUUCUCCAACCCGGACAAGUUCAACCCGGACAACUUCCUGCCGGAGAACUGCCACGGGCGCCACCCGUACGCGUACAUCCCGUUCAGUGCCGGGCCGCGGAACUGCAUCGGCCAGAAGUUCGCGAUACUGGAGGAGAAGUCCGUCAUCUCGGCCAUCCUGCGCAAGUACCGCAUCGAGGCGGUGAACCGGCGCGAGGACGUGCAGCUGCUGUGUGAUCUCGUGCUGCGACCAAAGGAUGGGCUGUUAGUGCGGCUGCACAAGCGCGAGUAGCAGGGAGGGGCGUGUGAGCGAUGAACGUUACCAGACAGCAUGUCGCAGCAGUAGCAGUAGCUCUCUCUCUCUCUCUCUCUCUAUUCUUCUCUCGUCGCUCUCAGUACUCAGUAUUACUUAUGCUGCCCAUCGCACGUAGUGCACACGCUUUGAUUUCGGCUCUGGUUGCUGUAACCACCGGAAGGAAGGCAGUACAAAAAUCAGAUUUUAAUGUGUGCUUCGCUCGCUUGCUGCUGUUUCUGUCUCCACUGUGCACUUCCCAGGUUGCUCUGUUACUUCUACGGGCAUUUUACUUUAGACGCUUGUGUUAUACAUGCUCUUGCGGGUUGUAAGAAGCAAUGGUAUAAGUCGCUUUUGUACCAUGCUUGUCCGCCCGCAUGGUUGGCACAUUCGUACGUACUUGCCGCUGGUGGUAUGCGGUGUCUAUAGGGCCGCUCUAUUUCUCUCUAGCCAUAGAGACAGCAAGAUCGAGACGACCAUGCCAGUAUUUUACGACGCGAUGCGGUGGAUACGUGUUCUAGUUAUUGCAGGGUUUGCGAAACAUCGCUGACGGCUCAGGACAAUAAGACUUUAUAAAUGUAGAUUUUACUUUUACUAGUAUAAAUAAAAGUUAUGCGGAAAAUCGGCCUCGGUGUUUUGCAUGUACCAAAGCACAUGACACGACAUAUUAUUUAGUUGUUUCAGGAAUACCAUCUCGUUUAUGACAACUUUUU
Molecule: messenger RNA, 2570 nt
Organism: Anopheles arabiensis
Lineage: Eukaryota; Metazoa; Arthropoda; Insecta; Diptera; Culicidae
Product: cytochrome P450 4c3-like
Exons: 5
Coding region: 244-1857 (537 amino acids)
Molecular function (GO): oxidoreductase activity, acting on paired donors, with incorporation or reduction of molecular oxygen; monooxygenase activity; iron ion binding
Source: RefSeq, a predicted model, not a curated record